Messenger RNA from Penaeus chinensis, 6308 nucleotides. Its product is annotated as cytoplasmic dynein 2 intermediate chain 1-like. Lineage: Eukaryota; Metazoa; Arthropoda; Malacostraca; Decapoda; Penaeidae. The coding region runs from base 155 to 3802 and encodes 1215 amino acids. Gene Ontology annotation, cellular component: cytoplasmic dynein complex. The transcript has 18 exons. Gene Ontology annotation, molecular function: dynein light chain binding; dynein heavy chain binding. Gene Ontology annotation, biological process: intraciliary transport. The record is from RefSeq and is a predicted model, not a curated record.
UUUGGUUACAGACGACAGACGCUCAGCUGACGGAGAGCGAGUGUGUGUGUGUCAGUUCCUCGGCUCCUCGGGGGGUGGCGUGUCCUUGUUUCAUUUGUCGGAGGAUAGGAAGGAGAGAGCCAGUAAGUAAGGAGAGACGCUCAAAAGGACAGAAAUGAAGGAAAGGGAAAGGGUACCAAAACCCGGAGGCACAGACAGGACAAGGCCAAAGCCCUCUACAAGACCUGCUCCUGCAACCAAGGAACCUACUACGUCAAGGACAAGGCCAGCUCCCGGCGCACCCAAACCCUCCUCGUCCUCGUCAAAAUCAUCGUCCUCUGGAACCAAACCUUCAACGAGUGGUGCAAAAUCAUCCUCAUCCACGUCAAAGUCAUCAUCGUCCACAUCAAAAUCGUCAUCGUCCAGAGCCCCUGCAUCGUCAUCCAGAGCCCCUGCGUCAUCAUCCAAAGCCCCUGCAUCAUCAUCCAGAGCCCCUGCAUCAUCAUCCAGAGCCCCCGCAUCAUCAUCAAAGUCUCCAGCAACAAAAUCAUCGACAAGGUCAUCCUCAAAGCCCCCGUCAGAUUCAUCGAGGGCUCCAAAGGCUGCAGCCUCAACCUCCUCCUCAAAAUCCAGGUCGUCUUCAAAGCCAGACGAGAAGCCAUCAGCAAGUAAUGCCAGACCUCCAAGACCAAGUAACAAAGAUGUCAGAUCUAAUCAUACAAGUUCAAGGAGACCAGGGGAUUCAAGGUCGCCGUCCAAGGCAGACCGAGAGUCUCGCAGGGGGGAGAAGCCCACCUCCAAGUCAUCGUCAAGCGGUAGCAGCAGGACAAAAGACCGUGAGCGAAGUAAAGAUGAAAAACGUUCUGAUCCAAAGUCAAAGGACAGGAGUAGCACUUCCAAAAGCCAGAGAGAUACUUCAGUAAGAAAAGAGAGAGACAAAGGCGACAGUGUGAAAUCAUCGAGCAGAAGUAAGCGAAGCAAUGAUGAGGAUUCAACAUCAGCUGCAAAAGACAGAGGUAAAGGAGAUCAUGUAAAAUCAUCCAGUAGAAGUAAGCACAACAACGAUGAUGAGCCACCUUCAGAAAGAGGACCGAAGGAGCACAAAGAGAAACCAAAGGAAAGAAUCAAAUCCAGCAAGUCCGAUAGAAUCAAGAGUUCUCGAACGAAAGAGAGACCUGCCGCAGAGCAAAUUGUACCAAGGGAGGAAGCAAGUGAAGAACAAGAUUCUGGUGUUGGUGUGAAUCUGAAGGGCCCUGUGAUCAGUCCGAACGGCCUAGGAUCAGACAUGGACGCAGUUGACCAGAACCAAAAUAGUCUUGAAACAAUGGAGUCAGGAAUAUCGCUAUCAUCACCAAGAGACCUAAGCGAAGUUGAUGUAGAGGAGUCCAUAUCUUCAAAGAUGGUUGAGGUUGACGAAGAGCAGGAAGAAGAUCUCGAUGAAGAGGAUGAGGCUAUGAUCGACAACGAAGAAAGUUUCCUGGACAGCCAUAUGGAGGGCAAAUUUUCCCAGGAUGCAAGUAUGGACAUGGCAGGUGAAACAAACCAAACACAGGGUGAUGAUGAAGAUGACGAUGAUUAUGAGGAAGAUUUUGAGGAUUAUGAGUCAGACUUUGAAGAUGAUGAUGGAGAUGAGGAUGAAGAUGAUGAUGAUGAAAUGGAUGAUGAUAGUGUUGAUAGUGAAGCUGAAGAUGACAGUGCUGAUGAAGAUACUGAAGAAGAUAGUGAUGUAGGUGAGACAGAUCCUAAUAUGGCUGAAGUACUGAAAGCUUUACAAGAGGAAAAUGAAAUGAAGAAGAGAGUGCAACGUACAGUUGUUUUUGAUGAACCAGAGGUGGAUGAAGAUCCAGAACCAUUACCGGCACAGCAUGAAGAACCUAAAAUUGAACCAGUGUUGGACACUUACCCCACAGUUAAACCUGCUGAGGCUCCUAACCAGAGACCAAAGACCUCUCGAUCUUUUGUCAACUUCGCUGUUGCUAAGCAGAAGCAGACUGCAGCACAGCUGUCUUCUAAAAUGAGCACUCGAGGGCAGAAGCUGUUGAACAUGAUACAGCUGGACACUGUUACAGUAGAAUUACUGACCUUGGCACCAGUUUCCUACGAGGCAUAUAUUUCCAGCUUUGGGCAUUCUAACAGACAACAGGUGAGCAUCCAGACAAACGAGGAUGCUUUGAGUGAGGAAGUCCAGACUGAUGAAAUUCUGAAAAGGGAUAAGUGGACCCAAAAACCUGUACACAUAAGCAUUGGCAAGGACGAAAAAUUGCCUGGCCCUGAGGACUACCUUGGGGUCGGAGGUGACUUGGAUCCCGUCACUUUCACGGAGAGUUCAAGCAGCAACACAGGACGGCUGACCUCCUUCCUUACGUCGGCAUCACAGGUGAUGCUGGCACUCCUGGAAGAGGAGUUAGUGUGGGAGCUAGAGCACACCACAAAGACAAAUGAUGUGUCCACUACAUCUGAUGGCCUUGGUUUCUCUCACCCACCCAUACCCAUGGGCUCCAAUGUCCAGUCUCUUCUUGAAGGGCGCCCUUCUCCUUUUGUUCAGUUCUGCGAGAGCGAGCCAAUGAUGCUCUUGUCUGGCCAUGGGUUCAGAAAUGUGGAAGAAGAAUCUGAAGGUGAGGUCAAGUUGAAUGAGAGCAGUCUCAUUUGUGUUUGGUGGGUCCAAGAACCCUCGCGUCCUCAGCACCUUCUUAGUUCUCGCUCAGUACCCACUAGUGCCACCUUCAGUCCUGGCCGUCCAUCACUGGUAUUGGCUGGCUUAGAGGAUGGUUCCUUAGCAGCAUGGGACCUCCGUGAGCCUGUCACCCUUCACACGCUGCAUACAGAAAUAGGGGAGGUUAUGUGGAAAGUUCGGGUACCAUCGUUUGUCACAGCCUGCAAUGAAGUUGGCGAUGGAGAAGGAAGCAAAAUUGUUUCUAUACAGGCUGUAACCAACCAGGACGAUAUGGAAAUGAACAAUCAAGGAUCAUUUCAGGUUGUUACUUUGUCUAGGGAUGGAAGAGUAACGUGGUGGGUUGUUGUGCGGGUCCCACUUGUGAGUGCCGUUGGAGACAUACUUGGAGGGAAGAAGUCAGGUAUUAACAUCACUAAGAGUAAUUCUGCAGUUGUCUCUCCACAUCUGGGAGCUUCACCGUGGUCGAGGAUCGCUCUUAACCGAUCAGCGACAAUCAGUGUGGCUACAACGCUUUAUGGUGAGGAAGUACUUAGUGAUGCGAUUUUAUGCCAUGAUCUGAGGUUAGAUUUAAGUGACCCAAGUCAGCUGUACGUUGCAACUGGGAGUGGAGCGGUUGCUCACUGUUCCCGCCACUCUUCACGUAUGCAUCCACGGGCCUACUUGCCUGAAAUUGAACCUGGAUGUGAAGCGCUCUGCCUUGCUAUAUGUCCUCAUGACCACCGGUACAUACUCGUUGGAGGCAGUGACGGUGUUGUGAGACUCCACAGCACUGCCCUGGAAAGGCCUCUAACAUCCUGGCAGUCCUCUCCUGACUGUGUCCCUGUGGUGGACCUCCAGUGGUCACCUGCCCGACCUUGUGUCUUUUACGUGCUGGAUGCUAAUGCUAGGUUACAUAUAUGGGACCUCAGUGCAGGUGACAUCUUCCCAGUGCUGACAGUAGAAACAGGAGGCUUAGUAGGUGGAGUUUUAAGCUCAUUCCACAUUGCUCCCACAAAGAGAACUUCACAUCAGCCUCUCCAUGGUGUGUUUGCAAAUGACCAGGGAGAGUUGGUGCUGCGGCAGGUCAGUCCUGAAUUUUGCACACAUCAAGUACUCGAAGAUUACAACACAGAGCUGGAAAGGUUUACGUACUAUGUCAAUAUUAUUUAGAAUCUUGCGCAGGUACAACAUUCCUCUGUUUUGUUGUUUUAGGGUAAUAUAAGAAAUUUAUACAAGUGGUAUUAAACAAAGCCAUACAAAUAUGAUUAAUUAAAUAACAUGAAGCGAAGAUGCUAGUCAGAAUGAUCAUGCAAUUGGAAACAACGUGCUAGUCAGAUCUUACCAAUGAAUUACAAGAUUUUUGUGUAAGCUCUAUGUGUAUAUAUAGUGUAAGGUAGUAUAUUUACAUAUAUAUAUAUGAAUAUAUAUUUUUAUCAUUUUGUUUUUUAUCUUAAUUUGUUUAGUUUGAAUAUGUUGAUUGGAAUUAUGAAAGUUAUCUGCCUUUAUUGAUAUAGUGACAAUAAUUUAUGGAGAUAAGGAAGCAAAAAAUUAAGUAGGAAGGGAAUGUUAAGGAAACUUGUGCCCAGAGGAACUGAUGAGGACAGUUAUACAUUCAGUAGCAGUUGGUUGUGCCUUCUUAUUCUGUUAUGAAGCAUUUAUGGAUGCUAUUUUUUGAAAGGCAUUCCCUAGUCAUUAGACACAACCCUGAGAAUGUAUAAAGUACUUGUCAUACAAAGACAUUCAAAAAUUUGUGGAUUGUAGUGUUUUUUUGUUUUUUUUUUUCAGAACCAAACUAUAUGAUAUAAGUUGAAACGUGUAUCUCUUUUUCUUGUCAGUUGAUGAGAAUACUUACAGAAAAUCUGGUUAUUGGUUUGCUUGCAAAGACUUCUAUCUUUACUGGAGGUAGACACUGAAUUUUCUAAACAACUUCUAGAUAUUUUUGAAGUUAGUGAAAGACCUAAUGUGCCAUAAAGUUCUUUUUGCCAGAAUACUUUCCAUAUUGACAUACAGAAACAGCUAGAUGUUAGCUGAGUGUUAGUUUGAUUUUAAAUCUCUGGAGUGUCUGGAGCAGUGUAUUUUAGGCCAAUUAUUGGUCUGAAAGUCCUUUAAGUAUCAUUAUGAUUUUUUUUCCUUUUUUGUGACUUAUAUCACCACAUGAAGAUGAUUAUGAAUAAAUACACUAGCAAUUAUUGGUGGUUGGGAAGGUGAAAAGCCUCUCCAGUCAUUGGUAUUUUGAUCUCUAAAGACUGGGGAUGCACAGGUAAGUGUAUUUUGGAGCAUAACCUCUCAGAAAGCAGUGAGAUAUUUCCGCUUUCCUUUCUCUGCCUGUUGGGGGUAAGGGUAUGUGUAGAAGUAAUUAUGUUUAUGUUUGGCAAUUAGUAUAUAAGAAAACAGAGGAAAGAACAGGAAAACACAGGCUUAUGCCUGAAGGCAUAAGAGAACAAAAUCUAGCUGUGUUGAAAAGGCAAAUUUUAUGCCUUUUGCAGUGUUGCAGCAAAGGAAAGCUAAGGCCUUUUGGGGUUACAUUAAUGAAUAGGAACUGCUAGAUGAAAAACAAUAUUUUGCAUGUGGGAAUAAUUUGCAGACAGACUUUUGUAUCAAGAAUAAAUCUAGGAACCAGCCAUCAGGUGAAUAGUGGACUUGUUAGGUGCUUUGUAGGUGACUCCUUGAAUAUUAAGUGUUAUUUAAGUACAAUAAACAGUUAGGUAAGAAAUAUAAUAAGACUUGAGCUCUAGUUAGGCUCUUUUAUCCACUGUAAAUGAUGUUGCUCAGGAGGAGAAACACAGUCCAAGUAGCUUUUGAUUCAGAGUAUAAAGAGAAGUUACAGGACUUUCUGUUUAUUUUCUUUCAAGCUAAAGAGACGUAUUUAAGAAUUAUUGUGGUUCAUUCAUGGAUGUCACAGCUAAGAAAAUUGCAGUGAAAGUAAUAGUAUCCUGUGAGAACAUGCAUAGACCUCGGAAUAUUGUUCAGACAAGAAUAAUGAAAUUGAAAUACCAGUAGGUAUAGCAAGAGGAAAAAUAUGAGCCAGGUGAUUUGUAAGUGUACCAAGUGAUGUAUUUGCACAUGCUAACAUGCUGUGAUAUUAUGUUGUGUCUUAUUGUCCGUCCAUGUUAAGGUAAGACAACAUAUAUUGUAAAUUCUGGCUUAUAAUAGUGAAUGAAGGUCAUAUGAGCUUGGUUGGUCAAGUUACACUAGUCUUCAUAGUCAGGAAAGGUGGAAGUGAAUUCACUGGUAAAAAAACUUACAGAUUUGUCUUCGAAAAUUCUUUUUAUUUAUUUUGUGUUUCAAGGGCACUGACCCAUCGUUUUUCACAAAUCUCUUCUAAGGAGACAGUCAGAUCAAUAGGACACUUUAGCAUGAUAUGUUUCACACCCUGCCCUAUUUUCGAUGCUGUAGUGCAUUACCUAAAUGUACUUAAUUAUGGCAUAUUUGUCCAUAUAUUUUUUUUUUUUUUUUUUUUUUUUUUUUUUAAUAGUGGAUAAAAAAUACAGGUAUUUAAAGCCAUUUACCCUUGACUUUUCUAGCUUAGUAUCCUUCACCUUCAAAUUGGUAAAGUGUCACAUAGUUGUAAUGUUUACAAAUCCACUACCUUGCCUUCCUUACCUCUGCUUCCCUUUCCUCCCUUCUUGCCUCCUUUUUCAGUCAUUCACAUUUCCCUCCACUCUCUCCCAUUCUC